Messenger RNA from Cheilinus undulatus (humphead wrasse), 3197 nucleotides. RefSeq names its product cannabinoid receptor type 1B-like. The record is from RefSeq and is a predicted model, not a curated record. Gene Ontology annotation, biological process: G protein-coupled receptor signaling pathway. The transcript is spliced from 2 exons. The coding region runs from base 313 to 1740 and encodes 475 amino acids. Gene Ontology annotation, cellular component: membrane. Gene Ontology annotation, molecular function: cannabinoid receptor activity. NCBI's taxonomy places the organism in Eukaryota, Metazoa, Chordata, Actinopteri, Labriformes, Labridae.
AGUCUGCUCCGUGUUUGACAGCAUCUGUGGAGUCAACACAGCAGAGUUUCCCCGGGUCAUUUAUCAUUAACAUCACCACAACAAUUUUCACCGGGGCUGGCUCGUAGUUUUUUGGAGUGAACUCAACAGUUUUAUUACUGACGGAAGACCCCAACAAACGGAGCGGUUUAGUUUAUUAACCAACUAUUCUGAGACGUCAUGAGACGGUGUAGGAUGUUAGCGCCCAGAAAAUCAAGAUGUCUCUUUGAAUGGCUCUAAUGAUAUCACAACACACACCUCUCCACUGAGCGCCUCCAUCCCCAUAAACCAGCCAUGAAGUCUUCUCUGCACAGGAUAGCAGGCACCACAGUGAGCACGCUAACAACAGGUGUCCAGUAUCUGGGCUCAAAUGAUGCCAGCUAUGACGACCCCUCCUCCGUGGACUCUGCUCUGAUUAAAAACAGAUUACACUUUGAUAAACCUCCUUCGCUCAGUAACUCCUUUCUCCAAGGGUUUGUCCCUGGAAGUAAAGAGGUCAUCAUCGGUGGCCUCCCCAGUGUUCUCCCCACCAACGUGACUGACUUCCUGUUGAAUGGCAGCUCAGUUGAGAGCGGAGGGACGGUACAAUGUGGGGAGGACAUGGUGGACAACAUGGAGUGUUUUAUGAUUCUGACUCCCGGGCAGCAGCUUGCAAUCGCCAUCUUGGCACUCACAUUGGGAACAUUCACAGUCUUGGAGAAUCUCAUGGUGCUGUGUGUGAUUUUACACUCGCAGACGCUUCGUUCUCGCCCCUCCUAUCACUUCAUUGGCAGCCUGGCGGUGGCUGACCUCAUAGGCAGCAUCAUUUUUGUCUACAGCUUCCUGGACUUUCACGUCCUCCAUAGGAAGGACACUCCUAAUGUUUUCCUCUUCAAGCUGGCCGGGGUCAUCGCCUCUUUCACCGCCUCUGUAGGUAGUUUGUUUCUCACUGCCAUCGACCGCUACAUCUCCAUUCACAGGCCCAUGGCGUACAAACGUAUCGUCACAAAGACAAAAGCAGUCAUCGCCUUUAGUUUGAUGUGGACCAUCUCUAUCAUCAUCUCACUGCUGCCUCUGCUCGGGUGGAACUGCAAGCGCCUCAACUCUGUCUGCUCAGACAUUUUCCCACUCAUCGAUGAAAAGUACCUGAUGUUCUGGAUUGGUAUGACCAGUAUCUUGGUGCUCUUCAUCAUCUACGCCUACAUGUUCAUCCUCUGGAAGUCCCACAACCAUGCAGUCCGCAUGCUGAGCCGCACCUCUCAGAGGAGUGUGAUCGUCUACACUGCAGAGGGGACUAAAGUGCAGACAGUCAGGCCCGAGCAGGCCCGCAUGGACUUGCGUCUUGCUAAAACCCUGGUUCUGAUCCUGGUGGCUCUCAUCAUCUGCUGGGGCCCACUUCUCACCAUCAUGUUUUACGACAUCUUCGGGAAGGUGAACGACUUCAUCAGGACCAUGUUUGCCUUCUGCAGCAUGCUGUGCCUGCUCAACUCCACCGUCAACCCUGUGAUCUACGCCAUGAGGAGCAAAGACCUGCGCAGGGCCUUCCUCAACAUCUGCCAUGUGUGUCGGGGAGCAUCACAGAGUCUGGACAACAGCGCCGAGAGUGACUGGAAUAGCAGGAGCGUGAGAAGUACAGCAGGUGGGGCGGGGAGAGAUGGGGUCUCCUCUGUAAAGGCUCGAGCAAAAGUAGCCCAGGUUUCUGUUUCAGGAGGGAAUGACACUUCUACUGCAGCAGCAGUCUAAAAGAGGAGCUGCUCUCUGACACAACUGUGAAGAGAAGACGUAGAAUAGCCCUGACCAUUCUAGUUAUUUGCUUUGUUACUGUGAAAUGUGCCAAAUAAUGACAGUCACAAAUCUGAAAAUAAAGUUUGUGUUGCUGCAAAGCUGAAAUCUGUAAUGUUUGUUAUACACCCAGGUACAUGGUGGAGUGUGCAGACUUCGAAAAUGCUAUUAAAACAGGUAAUCAUUUCUUUGUAAGACAACUUUUUCAGGUAAGGAAAUGUGUGAAAAAAAUUAACAACAGAAAAAAGACAACUACAGUCACAAGAAUUAGCUGGUUUAAAUGAAUUUGUUUCUGCAAUUACUUUUACAAAUGCUAUGCUCAUUGUUGCCAUAGUUUAAAUUUGUAUGAAGUUACAGAUUUCAGCUUUAAAGCUCCAGUGAUGAAGUUUGAACUGGUCAUAAAGCAGAUUAAAAUGAAGACAAAUGUCUCCAUAUUACCUUUAAAAACAAUCAAGAACGUCAGUAAGCAGUUUAAGUGUUUCCAUGUGGUCGUUUUUAAUGCCUGUGAACACUGCUGUGGGGUAGGUGUCAGACAAGACGAUCAACAGAAUCCUUAUGUUUUCAGGAAUCACAACAUAAAGAGGCAAGAAGAUUAUAAAAAGUAACGCUUCACACACAGGGGGGUGAAAAAUCCACAAAAAUUACCUUCCUGAAAAGAUGUUUGCUUUUGUUUCCUUUUCUGACAUCAUAUCAGCAAUAUUGUGGAAGUAACGCAGGUGAAAGUGUGUCAUUCAUCGUACAAAAUGUCCGUUAAAUUAAAGCACAGUGCUUGUAAGUGAAGUUUGCAUACUAUAAGUAAUGUAACUGAAAUCAAUGAAUGAUUUUGUAAAGCCAUAAUAUUGUGAAAUUUGGCAUCUUUAUUUAUUCAUUGCACAGUUGAUUUAAUAGAUUAAAUGGUGAGUCUUACUUUGAAACACGACUAGUGUUUUGAUCAAAUCAAAACUUUUCUCUGUAGUAAUUUGGGUAGUAUCACCUAGUUGCUUAGUACAUGUGCUUAUAAAACAGUUUAGGCAUUUGUGAGAAGCUAUGCUUCUGUGUUUAUGUAAACAUCCAUUGUGCCAGUUUCCCCAUGAUUAUGUACAGCAAAGACGUGAGUGAAUAAAUAUAUUAAAUUGGUCUAUUUUUUCCAUAAUUUCAUCUGCAUACUUAGUUUUUUAUAAUAAUUUUUAAAAAUAAAACAUAAAACAUUACAGUGUAACUUGCAGCUCAUUUUGACAUGUUUUCCUUUUCAAGAUUAAAAAAGUGUUUGUGCAGCUGUUUUUUGCUUUGGACCUAAAAUUGAUGCUAUAAAGCCCUAAGGAAGGGGUGUUUAAACUUUUUCCACUGAGGGCCACAUAGAGGUAAAUAUUAGGAUGGUGGGGCCACUUCCUUAUACCUCCCCUUGAAGAUGUUAAAGUUAGUAUAACUAAUCUGGUGUU